Molecule: messenger RNA, 6478 nt
Organism: Chelmon rostratus (copperband butterflyfish)
Lineage: Eukaryota; Metazoa; Chordata; Actinopteri; Chaetodontiformes; Chaetodontidae
Gene: kcnt1b
Product: potassium sodium-activated channel subfamily T member 1b
Exons: 28
Coding region: 1-3420 (1139 amino acids)
Biological process (GO): potassium ion transport
Cellular component (GO): membrane
Molecular function (GO): intracellular sodium-activated potassium channel activity
Source: RefSeq, a predicted model, not a curated record
AUGGCGGAGGUGGAUACAGAGGUGCCUCCUCUUCCGCCUCGCUAUCGCUUCAGGGACUUGCUGCUGGGGGACCAGACAUUUCAGAAUGAUGACAGGGUGCAGGUGGAGUUCUAUGUGAACGAAAACACCUUCAAGGAGAGGCUGAAGCUUUUCUUCAUCAAAAACCAAAGGUCAAGCCUGAGAAUCCGCCUGUUCAACUUCUCCCUGAAAAUCCUCACCUGCGCCCUCUAUAUAGUGAGAGUCAGCCUGGAUAACCCCAGGGAGGUCAACCCAUGGGACUUGAUUUUCUGGGUUAACAGACGGGUUCCUGUAUGGGCGAUACAGGUGACAGUGGCCUUAAUCAGUUUCUUGGAGACCAUGCUUAUCACAUAUCUCAGCUACAAGGGGAAUAUCUGGGAGCAGAUUUUCCAGAUAUCCUUCAUAUUGGAGAUGAUCAACACCGUGCCAUUUAUAAUCACGAUCUUCUGGCAUCCACUGAAAAACAUAUUCGUUCCUGUAUUUCUUAACUGCUGGCUAGCCAAAGGGGCCCUGGAGAACAUGAUUAAUGACUUCCACCGUGCCAUCCAGAGGACCCACUCUGCCAUGUUCAACCAGGUGUUCAUCCUCAUCUGCACCUUACUGUGUCUGGUUUUCACUGGAGCUUGCGGGAUCCAGCAUCUGGAGAGAGCUGGGAAGCAGCUGUCCCUGUUCGACUCGUUCUAUUUCUGCAUCGUCACCUUCUCCACCGUGGGCUACGGGGACGUCACGCCACAAAUCUGGCCCUCCAAGCUGCUGGUGGUCAUUCUCAUCUGUGUCGCUCUGGUGGUGCUCCCGCUGCAGUUCGAAGAGCUAGCGUACCUGUGGAUGGAGAGCCAGAAGUUAGGAGGAAACUACAGCCGCCACCGGGCGCAGACAGAGAAGCAUGUGGUGUUGUGUGUCAGCUCACUGAAGAUCGACCUGCUGAUGGAUUUCCUCAAUGAGUUCUACGCUCAUCCCAGACUACAGGACUACUAUGUGGUGAUCCUGUGUCCAACAGAGAUAGACAUUCAGGUUCGCCGUAUCCUCCAAAUCCCUCUGUGGUCCCAGAGGGUCAUCUACCUUCAAGGAUCUGCCCUCAAAGACCAGGACCUGAUGAGGGCCAAGAUGGACGACGCCGAGGCCUGUUUCAUCCUCAGCAGCAGGAACGAGGUCGACCGAACGGCUGCUGAUCACCAGACUAUUUUGAGGGCUUGGGCCGCGAAAGACUUCGCACCAAAUUGCCCUCUCUAUGUCCAGAUUCUUAAACCAGAAAAUAAAUUCCAUGUUAAGUUUGCAGAUCACGUGGUAUGUGAAGAGGAGUUCAAAUAUGCCAUGUUGGCGCUGAACUGUGUGUGUCCGGCCACAUCUACCUUAGUCACACUCCUGGUUCACACCUCCAGAGGACAGGAGGGGCAGCUGUCACCCGAGCAGUGGCAGAGGACGUAUGGACGCUGCUCAGGAAACGAGGUUUACCACAUCCGCUUGUGUGACAGCAAGUUUUUUGGGGAGUAUGAUGGAAAGAGCUUCACUUACGCCUCCUUCCACGCCCACAAGAAGUACGGUGUGUGUUUGAUCGGCGUGAAGAGGGAGGACAACAAGAGCAUCCUCCUGAACCCCGGCCCCCGCCACAUCAUGGCUGCCGCAGACACCUGCUACUACAUCAACAUCACCAAGGAGGAGAACUCAGCCUUCAUCUUCAAACAGGAGGAGAAGCACAACAAGGGCCUGCCCGUCACCGGCCUCUACGACGCCCCCUCCAGGCUGCCCGUGCACAGCAUCAUCGCCAGCAUGGGCACUGUAGCCAUUGAUCUGCAGAACCCCGAUCCCCCUGAAGAAAACAGCAAACUGACCCUUCCGACAGAGAACGGCGCCGGAAGCCGCAGACCAAGCAUCGCCCCUGUCUUAGAGAUUGCAGACUCCUCCGCCAUUCUGCCUUGCGACCUCCUCAGCGACCAAUCAGAGGAUGAGACCAACCAAUCGGAUGAGGAGGGCUCUGUAGGGUCAGAUUUUGUGAAGGGCUACCCUCCCAACUCGCCCUACAUCGGCAGCUCUCCAACCCUGUGCCACCUCCUGCCACAGAAAGCUCCCUUCUGCUGCCUUCGCCUCGACAAGGGCUGUACACAUAGCAGCUUUGAGGAUGCCAAGGCGUACGGCUUCAAGAAUAAGCUGAUUAUAGUGUCUGCGGAGAUGGCGGGAAACGGUCUCUACAACUUCAUCGUCCCUCUGCGCGCUUACUAUCGGCCCAGGAAGGAGCUCAACCCCAUAGUGCUGUUGCUGGACUACCCACCAGACAACCACUUCUUAGAGGCCAUAUGCUGCUUUCCAAUGGUUUACUUCAUGGCUGGCACCAUCGAUAACUUGGACAACUUGCUCCAGUGUGGGAUCAUCUACGCCGACAACUUGGUGGUUGUGGACAAGGAGAGCACAAUGAGCGCCGAGGAGGACUACAUGGCAGACGCCAAGACCAUCGUCAACGUCCAGACUAUGUUCAGGUUGUUCCCCAGCCUCAGCAUCAUCACUGAGCUCACGCACCCGUCCAACAUGAGGUUCAUGCAGUUCAGAGCCAAGGACUGCUACUCGCUCGCUCUCUCCAAACUGGAGAAGAUAGAGCGCGAUAAGGGCUCCAACCUGGCCUUCAUGUUCCGGCUGCCGUUCGCUGCAGGCAGGGUGUUCAGUAUCAGCAUGCUGGAUACACUGCUUUACCAGUCAUUUGUUAAGGACUACAUGAUCGCCAUUGCGAGGCUUCUUCUUGGACUGGACACCACACCUGGCUCCGGGUACCUGUGUGCUAUGAAGAUAACAGAGGAGGACCUGUGGAUCAGGACUUACGGCAGACUCUUCCAGAAGCUUUGCUCCUCCAGCGCUGAGAUCCCCAUUGGCAUCUACCGCACCGAGUCACACAUGUUCUCCACCUCAGAGUCUCAGGUGUCCAUCAACGUGGAUCAGGGCAUGGAGCACCGCGAGCGUGGAGAGUCCUGGAAGGAGAAGACGGCCCACAGGAACUCCACCACGAGCGACCAGUCGGAGCACCCACUGCUGAGGAAGAAAAGCAUGCAGUGGGCAAGGCGGCUGAGCAGGAAGAGCACCAAGCCGUCCAGCAGAGCGGAGCGUAUCUCACAGCAGAGACUCAACCUGUACCGGCGCUCUGAGCGUCAAGAGCUGUCUGAGCUGGUGAAGAACCGUAUGAAGCACCUGGGCCUGCCCACCGUGGGAUACGACGAGAUGAACGACCACCAGAACACGCUGUCCUACGUCCUCAUCAAUCCCCCUCCGGACACCAUGCUGGAGCUCAACGACAUUGUGUACAUUAUCCGCUCGGACCCGCUGGCACACAUGCCGGAGGACUCGCAGGUGGGGCAGGCCCGCACCACCAGGAACCAGCAGGAGUUCUGCACAGAGACGAGGGACGAGACUCACCUCUGAAACCCCCCUCGGUUCCCGACACCCUGACCCUUAACCUCGAAGCCCCGCCUGGGCCGCCGGGGCUCGUUUGUCUCAAGCGGAUGAAGGCUGGUCUCGGGCCCGAGGACAGCAGCCCCCAGUGAAUGUGCUUUAUGAGUCUCUCAGACCCGAAAUAAUCAACACGACCCUAAGAGAGCGAGAGCUGCUGUUUCCCACUGAGCUGCUACCGGAGGAUGCAUGAAGAGUGCCUCGUCAUCGACCCCGACCCCCCCUCGCGCACCCGCAGUACUAACACGCGCCACCCUCGCAAAACAACCUGAAACGGCCUCCUGCCUCCAACCCAAAAGGACUGAGACAUGUGAUGGAUGUGAGAGGUCUUUGGGCAGUCAGAGGGGGGUCUUUGUGCACAUACUGUACAGGAUAUCAACGCAUCAUUUCACUCAGGGGUGGAGCUGCCCUCGUGCCAUCACUCAGGCUGACUUCUGCUACGCCUGUCGCUGCCGAAGCUCAACUGAACCCAACCCUCGGGGCAACUACACCCUCCCCCGCGUCUUAACAGUCACGUUUUCUACGAGGAAAUGCUCUGAAUUCCCAGCAAUUCAAGCAUUUGCCAUGAAAUUCCAGUACAUGUGCACUUUUCUUAAUUUAUUACAAAUGUCCUUUUGGUUUUUGUCUCUUUCUAAUCAGACGGGAUUUACAUUUUCUUUACGAGCACAAACUUUUUUACGACAGACUGUCAUCUGUGAAUAUACACACUGUAGUGGCACUUUUAUCGGCCAUAUUAGAAUAAUCAGCAUUUCUCUCUCGGUUGUGUUGUUACAGACACUGAGCUUCAUUAUGGUUAUUGUUAAAGAGAGAAUAUUGUUAACUUAUUUCAGUAUUUUAGGUGUCCCGAAUCAUGUAUGUGCCAUUCUUUUGUUUACUCUCUUGUUUUGUAAAUAUCUUCCAAGUGAUUUAUACCAUUUUACGUCUGUUUUGUGAUAUCAGUGUCUAGUUUUUUUUUCAAGCCUGAUCGAUUUUAUCAGCUAAUUUUUACCUCGUCAAAGAUGUGCCAGCCAAUACGUAACAAGACAUUUCUGUUCAGAAAUGCUGAAGCGAGUAGUCGUAAAUGAAGGCUAAAUUCAUAUAAAAGAUGAAAUAGUCACGGUGGCUAUUCUAACUAUCAAAACUUAAUUUAAUGUGCAUAUUUAAAGUAAUGUCUAUUAUGAUUCAGUAUAGUUUGCUGUGUUUCUGAUUUCUCACGUGGUAUAUGCUGCAUUCUUAUGUAUCAGUCUUGUUUUUCUCAGCUAAUCUUAAACAUAAUCUUGUCUUCGUCACAGCUCUUUAAUAACCAGAUUUGAAGGAAUAGUGUGAAAGUUGGGCAAAUGCGCUCACUCGCUCUUUUGCAGAGCGCUGGAUGAGAAGCUUGACACCAAAUAAACAUGAACCUAGAGUCGGCAGGCGAUUAGCUUAGCUUAGCAUAAGGGCUAAGCGAAUAGAAGCAGGGGGAAAAUGGCCAGCAGCGCCUCUAAAGCUUGCCACUGGAGUUAGCAUGUUACAUAUUGUUUGUUUAAAUACAAACAAAAACACGUAAAUGACAAUUUGUGGCUUUUACACUUAUACUUUUGUAUUAUUGGAUUAAACAAACUUUAAAGUGUUACUUAGUGAUCUUAAGAGUAGCUGCCAGGCGGGUUUUGGGGCAAACCAGGCUAGCUGUUUCCACCCUGCUUCCACGGUUUAUGCUAAGCUAAGCUAACAGUCUCUCCAGGCUGUGGCUUCAUUAUUGACAGACAUGAGAGUGGAAUCAAUCUCAUCUAAUUCUCAGUAAGAAAGCGAAUGAACAGAUUUUCCAAAUUGUCAAACUAUUACUUUACAUCGUCCUAAUCAGAAAUAUGUUUUUAAAAAAAAACAAAUAAUAGCCGAUGUAUCAUUAUCAGAUUGCUUUGAUUUAAAUUAUAGUAUUUCUUGUUAUUUUCAUCUUGUCAACUUUGCACAGCCUGCGACAGCCACGUCUGUUCCUGAAUCUGUUUGGAUGAAGCCCCCCCCCCUCUCCAGAUUGUACAGGCCACACCUUGUGUAUAAGGCAGUGUCAGUGUGCAGUAUUUACUCCUGAUUUAUCAGUCCUCAGCGGUGUGUUCACUGUAAAUAGUGACUUUCUGCACUCAUUGUUUGCCACCCUGUUCUUCUGUUUCCGUCUCCUCUGUGUGAGAAAAGUGAAAGAGGACUUGAACUAUUUUUGCACUAAGCUCUGCGUGGAUGUCUAGAGCAUAACAGCAUGACCCUUUAAUCUGAAUCUGUACAACGCGGCGGACAGUAUUCAAUCACUCUUGUGAAGCAGACAGUCAAAUGUGCAGUAAAAUGUCAUGCAUUUCGUUGUUUUGAUUUACCCUGCCAACAUCUGGAAAGCUUAUUUUGACUGAGUGCCAUUCUUGCCUGCGAGAGAAAUAUGAAGCGGUUAGUAAUGACGAUGAAGUAACCUCAGAAGGAUCGUUUUCUCUCUGAGAUCUUUUGUUUGUUUGUUUAUGAGGAAUCAGCAUAAGUUUUUUUUUUAUGUUUAACACUGUAGGUAUUUUGCAAAGAGUCCCAUUGAGAUGUACUGUUGAUCUUUGCUCAGCGGCCCCUCGGAGGUGUCAGUUUACAGGGCAGGAGAGCUGGGGAGUGAAGGCGUGAGCGACCACGAUGGAGGAUACGAUCGGUGUUCAGAUCCAUUCAUGCAACAUCGUCCUAGGUCUUCACUUCUAUGAAAUCACACGAGUUCACUUCAGAUCUCUUACUGUCCAUACUUACAAUACCACAAGGGGCAUGUAAACACUAAAAAAGCAUGUUUUGAUAUACAAGCUUGCCAAGAAUGAUACUUUUGUACAUUUAGCAGGACAUUUAGUGUGAUGUCCCAUGGCUAGAGGAACCCAUAAUCAAAUCAACUGCUUGCAAGUUGGAGCCAUUAUUUGAUACUGUGUAUUUAUAUGAAUGGAACCUGCAUGUUGUCUAGGUGUUAUCAAAAAGCCUCCGUAUUAUGUUUACCUCCACUUUUAUGUUUUUAAGUCAUUAUCAAAAAGGGGUUGAUCCAUUUUGUACUAUUUCUUAUGAGAAGCAAGUGUAC